This is a messenger RNA of Neolamprologus brichardi, 3047 nucleotides long. NCBI's taxonomy places the organism in Eukaryota, Metazoa, Chordata, Actinopteri, Cichliformes, Cichlidae. The record is from RefSeq and is a predicted model, not a curated record.
AUGAAUCCACUAUGGAGGAAAGAGCACACGGCUGAUAAGGGCGGCAUCGAGAUCACAUCAGACCCCGUGGAGAGCGGUGGGAAGGUUCAGUUCGCUGUGGAUCGCCUGCGGGAGCCGUUUGUUGUCAGGUUCCACAUUGUCAAUAAAGGCACUGACAACGUCCACUUGACGUACUACACUGCCCUGCACAGGAUCCGCUGUUUCACUCUAGAGGAUAAGAGGAGAGUGACCAGAGCAUCUCCGCUGUUUCUCUGUCCUGGAGCGAGCUAUGAAGUUGAGGUUAAGUACAUUCUGAACCACUAUGGAUAUUUCCCUGCCACAAUGUAUUUCGAGUUCUGCCCAGAUUUGCCUGGAUCGGUGCCCUUCUGCAUUGUCAGGGAGAUAGAAGCUGCAGCCCACACUCCACUGGCUGUGGAGCUAGGGCCUGUGGCUCCUUAUAAACCAUUUCGGGUGGCUGCUUACAAGCCUGUUGACACCAUUAUAGUAGAUGGAGUACCACCUGACAGUUCUGUUGUGCCUUUGAAGAUGGCAGUGAAAUUAGGAGACUACAAGUAUCAUAAUGACCUGAAGGAUUUGGCUAGACGAAGGAUUGAAGACUCCGAGUACCUCUCUCCAACUGCCAAACAGAAACUUGCAUCAGUGAAGGGUCUCCUCAGUUGUCCCUUAAAGAUGAAGAACUACUCGCAUCGGUUUCACCUCCUGCUGCACCUUGAAGAGAUACAGAUGGAGGUGGACAUCCGAAAGUAUGAUCUCCUCAAUCAAACCAUGACUCAAGACCAAGGCAACAGAAAACUCCUGAAACUCAGAGUUCCCGGUGUCGCUGAGAAUCGGCCAUCUGUGCUUCGUGGAGAUUGUCUGAGAGUAUCCAAAUCUGAGGACACCGUCCAGCCCAUUACUGUGUAUACUGGAUAUGUUCACAGAGUAGAACUGGACAGUGUGAAGCUGGGUUUCUCAAAAAAGUUGUUGCAGAUCUUUAUCAGCAAUAUGAAGUUUAAUGUGGAGUUUACUCUCAACCGGUACCCUUUGAAGCUACAACACAGGGCUGUAGACCUGGCAGUAAAACAUCAACUUGAGGAGGUGCUGUUUCCAUCGGGUGCAGCAGUGGCUAGUGUGCCCAUGCCUAAACUCAGGAUGUUUAAUCGACAGCUGGAAAACAACCCGGAGCAACAUGCUGCAGUCCAGCGCAUUGUAGCUGGAUCAUCGAAACCAGCUCCUCAUCUUGUGUUUGGGCCUCCUGGAACUGGAAAGACAAUCACUGUGGUUGAAGCAAUCAAUCAGGUCAGCAAGGCAGAUCCAUCAGCCCGCAUCCUCGCCUGUGCACCUUCAAACAGUGCAUGCGACCUGCUCUGUGAGAGACUACAAGUAAACAUGGAUUCUCAUCAGAUUUACCGCGUGUACGCCAGCAGCCGAGACCCAAACAGCGUUCCCAAGAGUCUGCUGAAAUACUGUAACUGGGACGAGAGCAAAGACAGCUUUGUGCCUCCACAGAAAGAGGUUACGAUGAAGUACAAAGUCGUAGUUACAACUAUGGUCACAGCUGGCAGGCUUGUGUCUGGAGGGAUCCCAGUUGGCCAUUUUUCGCAUGUGUUUGUGGAUGAGGGAGGCCAAGCUGUAGAGCCAGAGUGUGUCAUUGCUAUUGCAGGUCUGCUCGAUGCAGAGAAAGGUCAGCUGGUACUGGCAGGAGAUCCUAAGCAGCUGGGACCAAUCCUUCGAUCUCCUUUAGCAAUAGAACAUGGACUCGGGCUUUCUCUACUGGAGAGGCUGAUGAGACAUAAUUCGUUAUAUCAGAAAAAUACAGACGGGCAUUUUGACACUCGCUUUGUCACCAAACUGCUGCGAAACUACAGGUCACACAGUGCUAUUCUGAAAAUCCCCAAUGAGUUGUUCUAUGAGAAUGAAUUGCAGGUGUUUGCUGACCAAUGGGAGCGUGAGACCUAUUGCAACUGGGAAUACCUUCCGAAGAAGGGGUUUCCAGUGAUCUUCCAUGGAGUGAUGGGCAAAGAUGAGAGAGAGGCGAACAGUCCGUCUUUCUUCAACGUGUCUGAGAUUGAAGUCCUGAUCGACUACCUCACCAAACUGAUGGAAACGCAAGGAAAGAAGGGUCUCCCCAAACUGUCCGCAACAGACAUCGGAAUAAUCGCCCCCUACAGAAAACAAGUUGAGAAAAUCCAGAAGGCCCUGAGAUUUGUCCCAGCGCUGAGUCGCUGGAGUGAUCUCAAAGAGCUGAAGGUCGGCUCUGUGGAGGAGUUUCAGGGACAAGAGAGGAAGAUCAUUAUGGUCUCCACCGUCCGUAGCAGCAUCAACUAUGUCAAGAUGGACAGAGACUUCAAUAUUGGAUUCCUGUCAAAUGAAAAGAGGUUCAACGUAGCCUUGACGAGAGCCAGGUCCCUGCUUAUAGUGGUGGGAAACCCUGUGAUCCUCAAGAAGGACCCAACAUGGGAGAAGUUCAUCAGCUACUGUGUGAAGGAGAAGGGCUACACUGGAUUUGACUUCGGCGAUGUGGAAGAGGAAGAUGAUAUUGUGUCCAGACUGGCGACGCUGAAAAUCAACAUGGAUUCUGAAUGUCCUGUUCCAGAGGAGAGUGCCAUUCAGCAAUUUGUGGACCCUGGGUGGAAAAAUGAGCAUUAACAUUUCCUCUAAAUUAGGACAUAGCGUCUGCAAUAGAUUUAAAGCCAUUUGAAUGCAUAGCAAGUGUCAGUCUUUUAUUUUAUUCUUUGUCUUACUGCUUCAGCACAAGAUUUAAGACCAUAUCCUUUCUAUGAACCUUUUUAAGAGCAGUUUGGAUAUUUAAGUGCAAUAAAUGCUCCUCUGUUUCUAAUCAGUGGCAAAAUGAAGCAGUGAACUUUGGCUUUUUACACUUACCUGGUCUGUUUAUUUAGCCCAGUUAACAUAACUAUGGCUGUACAGAUGCUAAAAUGUCCUACAGAUGGGAAAAGACUGGAAGAUAAUUUUAAUACACUGAUUUAUCACCGUAUGCCUUAUGACUUAUGUCAAUUCAAAACUUAAAAAAAAUAAACUGACUUUUUGAUCUGCUGUAUAUUAUAUUA